AAACUUUUCGAGAAGAACGUCUUUACGUACGAGUCCUCACUAACAUAACAUAACCUAAUCCAGUUCAUUUUUCGGCAGUUGUAGGGCAGGAGGUUCUUUCAAGUAUUUUGCAAUCUUUAAACCCAAGAAAAAGAAGUAAUAGUGGGAAUAAUGGAGAAACCACAGAAAAUGCCCAAAGUGGCAAAGGUGAAAAAUAAAGCGCCUGCUGAGAUUCAAAUCACAGCAGAGCAGCUUUUACGUGAAGCCAAGGAAAGGGAUUUGGAGAUUUUACCACCGCCUCCUAAACAAAAAAUCUCUGAUCCUCAUGAAUUAGCAGACUACCAGCAUCGUAAGAGAAAAGGUUUUGAAGAUAAUAUACGCAAAAAUCGGAUGGCAAUGAAUAAUUGGAUUAAGUAUGCACAGUGGGAGGAGAGUCAAAAAGAAAUUCAAAGAGCUAGAUCAAUCUAUGAACGUGCAUUGGAUGUAGAUACUAGAAAUAUAACACUAUGGCUAAAAUAUACUGAAAUGGAAAUGAGAAAUCGCCAAGUGAAUCAUGCCAGGAAUUUGUGGGACCGUGCAGUAAUUUUACUACCAAGAGCCAAUCAAUUCUGGUACAAAUAUACUUACAUGGAAGAGAUGCUUGAAAAUAUAGCUGGUGCGAGACAAGUUUUUGAAAGAUGGAUGGAAUGGGAACCAGAUGAACAAGCCUGGCAAACAUACAUUAAGUUCGAAUUAAGAUACAAAGAAAUAGAAAGGGCAAGAAAUAUUUAUGAGAGAUUUGUGAUGGUUCAUCCCGAUGUGAAGCAUUGGAUAAAAUAUGCACGUUUUGAAGAGUCUCAUGGAUUUAUAAAUGGUGCUCGCAGAGUCUACGAACGCGCUGUCACCUUUUAUGGAGAUGAGAGUCUUGAUGAAAAAUUAUUUAUUGCUUUUGCAAAAUUCGAGGAGGGUCAAAGAGAACACGACAGAGCAAGAGUAAUUUAUAAAUAUGCUUUGGAUCACAUUCCAAAGGAUAGAACACAAGAGAUUUACAAGGCAUAUACUAUACACGAGAAGAAAUAUGGAGACAGAUCAGGUAUCGAAGACGUUAUUGUUAGUAAAAGGAAACAUCAGUACGAACAAGAAGUCAAAGAAAAUCCAUCAAAUUACGAUGCAUGGUUUGAUUAUUUAAGAUUGGUUGAAUCUGAAGCGAAUCCUGAGAUCGUUAGAGAAACCUAUGAACGCGCAAUAGCAAACGUUCCACCAACUAAGGAAAAAGAAUAUUGGCGACGUUAUAUUUAUCUAUGGAUCAAUUACGCUCUCUAUGAGGAACUUGAAACAGAGGAUAUGGAAAGAUGUCGUCAGGUGUACAAAGUAUGUUUGGAACUUAUUCCACAUAAACAAUUUACAUUUUCAAAAAUAUGGCUGCUGUAUGCAAAUUUUGAAAUUCGUCAGAAAAAUCUUACUGCUGCUAGAAAGACACUGGGAAUGGCACUUGGAAUCUGUCCGAGAGAUAAACUAUUUCGUGGUUAUAUAGACUUGGAAAUUCAAUUGCGUGAAUUUGACAGAUGUAGAAUAUUAUAUGAAAAAUUUUUGGAAUUUGGUCCAGAGAACUGUACCACGUGGAUGAAGUUUGCAGAACUAGAAACUCUUUUAGGAGAUGUAGAACGUGCACGAGCCAUAUACGAAUUAGCUAUUACACAACCACGCCUAGAUAUGCCUGAACUUUUAUGGAAAUCGUAUAUCGAUUUUGAGAUAUCACAGGAUGAGCCUGAUAAUGCCAGGCAAUUAUUUGAGAGACUUUUAGAACGCACUCUGCAUGUUAAGGUUUGGAUAGCAUAUGCCAAAUUUGAGCUAGCUAAUCCAGUAGCGGAGGAAGGAUUGAACAAUGUUGUUCUGGCUAGAAGAGUUUUUGAAAGAGGAAACGAUUCACUCAGGUCGAGUGGUGAUAAGGAAAGCAGGGCAUUACUUUUAGAAGCUUGGAGAGACUUUGAAAAUGAAAAGGGAGAUGAUGAAAGUCGUAGGAAAGUCAUGGAGAAAAUGCCACGAAGAAUCAAACGAAGAAGACGAGUGAUUGGCGAAGAUGGGAACGAAGAAGGCUGGGAAGAAGUAUUUGACUUCAUCUUCCCAGAAGACGAGUCUCAAAGGCCUAAUCUUCAAUUCCUGGCGAUGGCACAGGCCUGGUCGAAACAAGAAAAUUUUCAAGACGCCCCAUCUUCUACUUCUCAAACAUCGAAUUAAUUAAUGGAAGAGAACUAAGUUGUCAAAUGGAUGAAAUAUUGUAUGUACGAAUAAAGUCUGGAUAUUCUGAUAGUAAAAUUUAAAUGUGACCUUGCAAAAAUCCCUUAAAGUAGUGUCAUUAUUUAAUUACAUAAGAUCUCUACAAUACUAGAAAUAAGGUAAUUGUCAUUGAUAAUCAUAAUUCCAUGCUCCAAAAUAAAAUACCUUGCUAUAAGGCGAUCAAGUAAAAA
This is a messenger RNA of Cephus cinctus (wheat stem sawfly), 2426 nucleotides long. RefSeq names its product protein crooked neck (gene crn). Gene Ontology annotation, biological process: mRNA splicing, via spliceosome; spliceosomal complex assembly. NCBI's taxonomy places the organism in Eukaryota, Metazoa, Arthropoda, Insecta, Hymenoptera, Cephidae. Gene Ontology annotation, cellular component: U2-type catalytic step 2 spliceosome; precatalytic spliceosome; Prp19 complex. Gene Ontology annotation, molecular function: protein binding. The coding region runs from base 151 to 2196 and encodes 681 amino acids. The transcript has 13 exons. The record is from RefSeq and is a predicted model, not a curated record.